This is a messenger RNA of Penicillium odoratum, 1425 nucleotides long. RefSeq names its product glycoside hydrolase family 30 protein. The coding region runs from base 1 to 1425 and encodes 474 amino acids. The record is from RefSeq and is a predicted model, not a curated record. Gene Ontology annotation, biological process: sphingolipid metabolic process. The transcript has a single exon. Gene Ontology annotation, molecular function: glucosylceramidase activity. Lineage: Eukaryota; Fungi; Ascomycota; Eurotiomycetes; Eurotiales; Aspergillaceae.
AUGAAGCUCUCUAUAUUCGACCAGCUCUUUCUUCUGGGCGCCCUAGUCUCAGUCACAGCAAUCCCAACCACUUCACUCGUUUCCAUCUCCGUCAACCCAAAUGUUCAAUUCCAAGAGAUAGAUGGCUUCGGAGCUUCACAAGCCUUUCAACGUGCCGAAGAUAUAUUCGGCAAAUAUGGUCUUCCCGAGGUCAACCAAACACUCGUUUUGAAUCUUCUUUAUGACGAGGUCAUCGGUGCGGGGUUCACUAUUUUGCGGAAUGGGAUUGGCUCUAGCAAUACCUCAACAAGUAAUCUCAUGAGCUCCAUCGAGCCGACUAGUCCAGGGAGCCCGAAUGCAAAGCCCAAUUAUGAUUGGGACAAUUAUAACAGUGGGCAGUUCCCGCUAGCAAAGCAAGCAUACUCCCGAGGCCUCCAGACAUUGUACGCCAAUGCGUGGUCCGCGCCGGGAUAUAUGAAAACGAACGAUGACGAGAACAACGGUGGAUAUCUCUGUGGUGUCACGAACGAGCACUGUUCGACUGGGAACUGGAUGCAGGCGUAUGCAAACUAUCUUGUUCAAUAUGUGCGAUUCUAUAAGGAGUCUGGCGUGGAGGUGACCCACCUGGGCUUCUUGAACGAGCCUCAGUUCGCUGCAACCUAUGCCGGCAUGCUAUCCAAUGGCACACAGGCCGCAGAUUUUAUCCGCGUGCUGGCAAAAACCAUCAAAGCCUCUGGACUUGAUUUAGAAAUCACCUGCUGUGAUGGGAUCGGAUGGGAUGACCAGGAAGCCAUGAUGGCUGGCCUCGAAGCUGGCCCAGAUCCGGCGAUCAACUACCUCGGUACUGUUACCGGGCAUGGAUACGACUCCGCACCGACUUACCCACUUAGCACCAAAAAAAAGACCUGGUUGACUGAAUGGGCCGACCUCACUGGCGACUUCACGCCGUACACAUUCUAUGAGAAUGGCGGACCGGGUGAAGGGAUGACAUGGGCUAAUCACAUUCAAGUAGCCCUCAAAGAUGCCGGUACAAGCGCAUUUCUAUACUGGAUUGGAGCGGAAAACUCGACGACCAAUAGUGCAUUGAUCAAUCUCAUCAAUACGGAGGUUAUCCCCUCGAAGCGGUUCUGGGCGUUUGCGCAGUUCAGCAAGUUUGUGCGCCCUGGUUCUCGUCGGAUCGAGUCAACCAGUUCCAGUGCAAAUGUUACUGUCAGCUCUUUCCAUAAUAAAAAUGGGAAGAUUGCUACACAGGUGCUUAACCAGCUGGAUGUUGAGGUUGAUGUUAGCGUGCAGAUCUCCGGGGGUAAGGCUGGACUUACUGUGCAGCCUUAUAUUACAAAUAACGAUCAUGACUUGAAGGCUUUGGACCGUGUAAAAUGCGGCAGCGGUGGUUCAUUCAAGGCUCAAAUUCCUGCCCGAUCGAUGGUUACGUUUGUUACUGUGUAG